AUGGCGAGAAAUUUGUUCUCAGUCCCUAUUUUCUUCAUCGUCUUCCGCGAGACGCUGGAGGCAGCCAUAAUCGUUUCUGUUCUCCUAGGCCUGGCAGAGCAGAUCGUACAUGACGACAACUCAGAUGACUCGCGGGCACCAGCGGCGACAACGCCAUCCACACCCUCUGAAGAGGAUAAACAGUCGGCCAGCGAAAUCUCUGAUUCCAGUCCCGCUGGCAACGACGCAGUUCAGCGCCGACGUCUCGUUCGUAAACUACGCAUUCAAGCUUCUGACCUCUGGUCCAAGUCGGAGGAACUAUGGGAAGGUAUCUUCGAACUUAUCGCGUCACUCAUGAUAUUUGUCAUGGGCAUUACAAUGCUCAAGAUGGACAGAGCCAAGGCAAAAUGGCGCGUCAAGCUAUCUCGCGCGUUUGAGGGAAAACAGGCCGACGGCAAAGCUCGAACUGGGAAAUGGGUGCUUUUCAUCUUGCCGCUCAUCACUGUCUUAAGAGAAGGUCUAGAGGCCGUGAUCUUUGUUGGCGGAGUAUCGUUGGGACAACCUGCGACUUCGAUUCCUAUUGCCGCCAUCGUGGGGCUCGUAUGCGGAUUCGCAUGUGGACUUGUCAUCUAUGAAUUUGCGAGUCGCUCCACUUUGACUAUCUUCCUUGUGGUCAUGACCAACUUCCUGAUGUUAAUUGGCGCUGGCUUGUUUAGCAAGGCAGUGGGGGCUUUCCAAGAGAAUGCUUUCAACAGGUUGCUUGGCGCAGACGUCGAUGAUGCAGGCGGUGAUGGCCCAGGGUCAUACCUUGUCCAAGGGAAUGUGUGGCAUCUUGACUGCUGCAACCCAGACAGCAAGUUCGAUGGCGAAGGUUGGACCAUUUUCGGAGCCAUUUUUGGGUGGACUAAUAACGCCACCUUGGGAACCGUGCUGUCUUACGUGUUCUAUUGGCUGGCAGUCAUCGUUGCCCUGAUCUAUAUUAAAUUUAAAGAGGGAAGGACUACACUCAUGGGACAAGAAUCUGCAGCUGGUGUUCGCAGAAGAAGAGCGAGGGAAAUCAAAGAAAUUGAAGCCAACGAAAAGGCAACUGAGUCACCACAAGAAGGCUCCUCCCCUGACGUAGCCACUCUUCCUCGCUGA
Molecule: messenger RNA, 1119 nt
Organism: Psilocybe cubensis
Lineage: Eukaryota; Fungi; Basidiomycota; Agaricomycetes; Agaricales; Agrocybaceae
Exons: 9
Coding region: 1-1119 (372 amino acids)
Biological process (GO): iron ion transmembrane transport
Cellular component (GO): high-affinity iron permease complex; plasma membrane
Molecular function (GO): ferrous iron transmembrane transporter activity
Source: RefSeq, a predicted model, not a curated record